Messenger RNA from Brenthis ino (lesser marbled fritillary), 357 nucleotides. The record is from the annotation of a GenBank genome assembly. NCBI's taxonomy places the organism in Eukaryota, Metazoa, Arthropoda, Insecta, Lepidoptera, Nymphalidae.
AUGUUAGACGGUUUAGCCAUAAGCUAUGUUCAAUGGGAAAGGGCAAAUGGCCCGUUCGCGAUACCAGCACCGUUUACUAGUUUUACUGCCACUUCAAAUAGGGCAGAUCCGUAUAUUCGAUGGAAUGGACCCCUUAUAUUAUCACCUACGCUAAUAGUAUUACAUAGCCUCGGUGGUGUAGUGGCUAGCAUGUACGACUACACACCCGGAGGCCCUGGGUUCGAGUCCCGGGUCGGGCCAAGUUUAGUUAUUGAGUCUUUCUGUAUAGUAAGUCUCAGUAACAGCCCGGAGUUGGGAAGUUGGCGGUGUUUCACCCCCGUGCCUUGGAGAGCACGUAAAGUCGUCGGUCCUGCGUCU